CGUCAACUCUGGCGCUCCGUACUCCCGUAUGAUCGUUAAUGUUUGCUAGGCUGUUGAACGUGACGCGAAACAUAAGCAAUCUUUGCGGGUUUCUAGGACAAGUGCAGUAGAUAUGAAUUGUAACAUAAGUUAAGAUGUCAAGUGAUAGUGAUUGCAAUUAUUCUAUACGUCAUCAUACUCAUAAACGCAAGAAAAUCAUCAAAAGUGAUACUGAGAGUAGUAAUGAAUCUGUUGUUCUGCAAAAAAAUUCUCAAAGAAAGAGAAAGAUAUAUAGAAUUGUCAGUGAAGAAGAAAGCAGCAGUGAUGAGAGUGACAUACCUAAUCCUGUGAAUAGACGAAGAAACUAUAGAGUUAUUAGUGAGGAUGAAUCAUCUAAUUAUGAUAUUAGUUCAUCAGAGGAGAGCACACAUUCAGAAUCACUCCAGAUUAACAGCAGCACCUCAUCUGAAUGGCAAAGUGAUUGGAGUUCUAAUGAACUGAGUGAUAACAACUACAAUAAACCUGAAACAAAGGAGCUCGACAAGCCAGGUCCUUCUUUACCAGCCAGUAUCAAUAGUAAUUCCGAUAGUGAUGAACAGUCAGAAAAAUGUCCCAUAUGUUUACUGCCAUUUAAAAAACAAGAAGUUGGUACUCCAUCCAGUUGUGAACAUAGCUUCUGUUUAGAAUGUUUAUUAGAAUGGAGUAAAAAUAUUAAUACUUGUCCCGUGGAUCGUCAACCUUUUACAUUGAUCCAGGUUAAAAACCAUAUUAAAGGCAAGAUCAAAAGACAGAUACCAGUAAAUGUUGUGCCGCGAGUCGAGUAUCAAGAUGACUUAACAUUUUGCGAAAUAUGCAGUGAAAGUAAUAGGGAAGAUCGAAUGUUAUUGUGUGACUAUUGCGAUCGUGGUUACCAUAUGGAAUGUUUAACACCACCGCUGACUGAAGUUCCUAUAGAAGAGUGGUAUUGCCCAGAAUGCACAUCAUAUGGAAGAAGGUUUGUAACGCAGUUUAUAUCUGGAGGAAGCAUACGAAGUCGACGUUCUACUGAAAAUCGUGUUCUUCAAUUUGGAACAAGCAUAUUCAGCAUGUAUCCAUAUGUCAUACGUUCAACGUUAAACCGCAAUCGCGCUCGCGCUCGAUCGAACAUUCCCGUGCAGUCUAUCGAUCCGAAUUUGCCGUCUACCUCGUCUGGCCCCGAUGGGAAUGGUGAGAAUAGUCGGAGUCGCUCUCUGGAGCCAAGUUCGGAAGGUAAUACCUCAUCCACGCGCUCGAAAAGAAAAACCAAACGACAAUCCAAAACUAAAGCGACAAAGAAAAAAAAGAAGAAGUUAACAAAGAAAAGUUCCGAAAGAUGUCCCGAAAGUGUUCUUCGCGAAGUUCGAAUCAGAGAACUCAACGAUAACGGCGAAGAGGAAGAGACGGUGGCUUAUGUCAAAGUUGUGUCGUCCACAUCGAGGAGGAAGUGUAAGAAAAGAAAGAGAACGCGCAAGAGGAGAAAACGAGGUGCACGUGGCAAAGCAUCCUUGCUGACUAGAAUACGAUCAGUAAAAUCAAGAUUAGCUUCUGUAAUAGGCUUGGAUAAGCCUACUAUGCCUGUGAGAAGUAACAACAGCUCUGUUUCUGAGAGACAAACUUUGAGAAACUCCAGAUACAACGCCGGUAUACCUCAAGUCAGUAUCUUCGGCGGUGAACUGGGAUUAGAUUAUAGUCCAUCCGGAUCCACAACAGAGGAUGAGGAUGCUAUUGGAAACGGUCCAAUGAUAAAUGUACGACAACGACGUUCGGUCAUACCGUCUAUCAGACGUCGUGCCGUUCUCAAAGCUAUCGCCAGUCCAAUUGAGGGAACGGAACCGAUGACGGACCUACUGAGUAGUAUAAUGAGUAGUCAAGAGUUGUGGCACUCAUCCGAAAAAAAGAACGUGAUUGUAAAGACCGACGGCACACUAGUAGUGGUGAGCAAUCCUGAUAAGGAGAACAAGCAUAGUAUCAACAACAACGAAAGUCCGAAGAAGGAGAAGGAGAAGAAGUGCAAAAAGGAAGCAAUACUGAAGGAAGCAGACACGCCGUUAGAUUUGUCUAAUGUCAAUCCCAACGAUAUUACGCAGGCACCGAUGUACAAUAAUCCGUGCGGCGGUGGAGGUGGAGGCGGUGGCGGCUCUAAUCGCGGUAAUUUUCGGGGUGGUUACAAUCGCGACAACGGCCGCCAAUGUGGACAGAAUUACGGCGGCGGCCGGGACUCGUUGCCACCUAGUGGCGGCAGACAUAGCUACGGCAGCGGAACCGGCGGCGGCGGUCCGCGGGACAACUUCGGGAAUCGCGACUUUGGUCGACCACCGUUUUUUAAUCCCAACUUCGAGCACUGCGGCGGACCACCCAUGUUUGGCACCCACGGGCCACCGCCGCCUUUCCGCAACCGUAAUCCGCAGCAUUUUCGCAACGAGCGACCACGUUUUCCACCGCCGCACGUCGAACGUCCGUUUAACUAUCCAGACGGCAGCGGUUUCGAACCGAGACCGCCUGUGUUCCAUAUGGAUCGAUUUCCUAGACCACCUAGGCCACCUCCGUUAAUCCCGCCACAUCCUGGUGGUCCACCUGUCGUGCUGACGAAUGCGCCGAAUUCCGUUAACCCACCGAUGCAUGUACACAACAACCUACCUCCGCCCAAUAUGUCCGAAGAUGUGACGCAAAAUUAUCAACCGUCCGUCGCCGAGCAAAAUGAUCACAUCGCAACGGACCCUAUAAUUCCAAUGGAUCCUAUACUUCCGAUAGAUCCUAUAAUUCCGAUGGAUCCUAUUGCAACGGAGCCAAUUACCGGACGGCAGGAUAACGAAGAUAUUUAUUGUGAUCUCGAUUCUUCGACUAAGCCUGACUGCGAUAUGCAGAGGAAGGAGCACAGUGGCUCGAUGAUACUUCUGCCGCCGCCAGAGCCGCCAUCUGGUUUGCUGAACUUUGACGAGAACUCCAAAAGUGACAAGGAUAAUGAAAGCGAGCACGAGCUGGUAAUUGACGACAGUCACAAAGAGGAAACAUCAAGGGACUUGCCGAGUGGCGACAAAUACGAUCCGUUUGCUGCCGACAGUGACAGCAACGAUGAAGUCGCCAUCGCUUUGCAGAAGAAGAUGGCUAUAGAAAAAGCGGAAGUAUCUCAGAACAGCGUGGAUAGUUGUGAUAUACCUAUGCCGGACUCGUCACCGGUACUUUCACCAAGUUAUCCACUUUCGAUGUCUAUGGCUGGUACGACAGCGAACAGGAAUCUGCCGCAAGAGACACUUCGAUUGACCGCAUAUGACGAAGACGACGACGACAACGAUUCGCAAUCCGACUGUCCAAACUUCUCCAUUUACUCGUCGCAAACCAUGGACGUAGCUAGACAUACGGAACAGGAAUUGUCGCAGCAAUUGGGACCGCUUCAACCACCGCCGUUACCGCCCAGCAUACCUGACGAUGACGAUAUUAUUGUGGGAGACGUUCAAGCUUGCGAUAUGCCAGACGCAACUCCUGAACCAGCUGAUCCUUAUCUCGAGGCAUUACAGAAAGAACGGAAAAUCUUAAGUAAAAUACCACCUAAGAAGAUCUCACACGAUUCGCAGCGCGGCAAGAUUACUUUUAAGAUCGGCAACAAGCUGAAGCUUAAUAAUCGGUUCAGCGGUCUGGAUGAUCAGAAGAAAGUGACGAUAUCGCCAUUUGAGCAACAAGAGCGAGAUAACGACAAAAAUGUUGGUUCGUCAAAGCCAGUGACAGAGUCUCCCACAAUAGAACCAUCGACGUUAAACCAAUCAAAGAUGGAAUCCGUCAAAGAGGACGAGAAGAACGCAUCAACUGAAUCUGCAGUGUCAAGCGUCAAGGAUAAAGAAUCGCCCAAAUUUUCAAGUCGACGUGAAAGCAAAGAUGACUCGGAGAGCUCAGAUGAGGAAGCUAUGAAAACAGACAAGAACCUGGAAAAUGUUGAUGUGUCGCCUAAUAAGAAAGAAGACGAAGAUGAAGACGAAGACGAAGACGAAGACGAAGACGAAGACGAAGACGAAGAAGAGUUAUCGCAAACGGAAAUGACAAAUGUGGCCGACAAAGAUCUCACGGCGGAAAGCGUAGAGAUAUUGUCUGUUCUUCCAUCAUCUCCGAAAAAGUCGGACAACAUCGAGAGCACAAACAUGGAGUGCGAUUCGGAAGGUGGCGACGCAGCAAAAAUCGUGUCGAGUCGUUCAAGCUGCGAACUGCAAAGUGUGACAAAUGCGCACGACGACUCGCACGAGCGAGAAUGGAGCAGCGACGAAUAUGAACGUGCGGUGAGCAAUGAGUCCGCUGAAAAAACAGAUCGAGGCGACAAAGCGUCGAGCGACAACGAAGAUCGAACCUCGCCGGAUCAGCGAAAUGAGAAGACGAGCUCGAAUGUCUCGGUGGCGGAUGACGAAGUAGAACAAUUUCUAUUAGAGAAAGACAAGAUAGAUCAACAGCCGUCCGUAUCGGCUACUUGUGGUGAUUACAACUGGGAGUCAGACGGCGCUUACACGCCCUGCAAGGACGAGCUGCCUUUAAAAAACGUGAAGCAAGCGGACCGACGCCCGGCAUCUUACGAAAUUGGCUUGGAACCGAUCACACCGACGAAGGAUAGAACAAACGACGGCUUGGACGAUUGCAGGACACCGUUAGGCUAUGCCGGACUAGGUACAGAAGCUAUAUCUGAGACUGACGAGACGAUAAACUUCGACGAGGAGUCAACUGCUCAGUUUUCGUCACGCAAAAAGAAGGAGACAGAAGAUGGCGAAAUAGUAGAUUCAAGAAAUGCAAACUCAAAGGAAAAGUCAAAGGAGGAAAAUGACGGAAAGAAGAAAAAGAAAAAAGACAAGAAAGAGAAGAGCAAGGAGAGCACGGAGAAGAAUAAGGAAAACAUCUCUUCGGACAAUCUGGUCUCCUGGAAGAAGCUCACUAAGAAUAUGAAGGAAAGACAGUAUCGGGAAAAGGAUAAAAGAAAGUCCAAGUCGAAGGAAAAAGAAAAAGAAAAGGACAAAGACAAGGAUAAGGACAAGGAUAAGUCUUCAAAGAAAAAAAUAAAAGAGAUGAGCAAGAAGAAAGAGAAGAGAAAAGAUCUGCCGCGAUACAAUGUGAGAAAACUUGUAGCUGAAAAGCCUAGGCCUACGAAAGACGAGUUUGGUAGGGAUAUCGUAUCGCGAACCAUGUCAAGAAGUCGUUCGUUGAACAAGGCCCCAUCCGGUUCAAGAGAUCGACGAAGUCGAUCGUUCUCAAAAGGACGAUCCAGAAGCAGAUCCCGUUUGCGGAUGUCCUGGUCGAGGGAAUCGAGAUCGUAUCGAUCUGUCUCGCGCAGAAGAUCAUCGUCUCGCGCUAGACACAAAUCUUCCCGGAAAGGAUCGUCGCACAGAGGAUCUUUGUCAAGACGGCACUCGAUCUCUCGAAAACGAUCGCGAUCGCCGUCGCGAAAGCGACGAUCACUGUCGCCCAGACGAAGAUCUAGACGAUCGCUAUCGAGAACACGCGACAAGCGAAAAGACAAGUCGAAGAAGUACAAAUCACGUAGUCGCUCGAGGAAAUCGAAGAGGUCACGCAGCAAGUCGCCGAAAUCGUCUAAGUCGCGCGAGAAAAAGCACAAGAGAAAAGCGCGCAGCCGCUCGAGGUCGAAAGACAGAUCAGUCUCGAUAGAUCGGGAUCGCAAUCGUAACUGGGAUCAGAUAAACGAGAAAAGUGUGGAACGUGAACAGCAAUUUACGCGUGAGAGAGAACAGGAGCGUUCUUGGAGUGCGUGGACGCCGUCCUGGUCGCGGUCAGAAACACCGCCACACAUCCAACAGGAGCAGUUGGCUUCUCGUAACUGGUCACCUCCGCCUGUUUUGGAUAGCGUGUCGCCAAAGAAUCUGACUGUUAUCUUGACGAACAAGGAAGCGAUAAAGAAGAAGAAGAAGGAACGCCGGAAAGAAAGCAGAAAAUCCAAGGACACGGAAAAACGACGAAAGAGCAAACGUAACAGGACUCCGCCGCCGUCAAAGGAAGUUUUUGCUAGUGGUGAUAAUAUCCUGGUCAGUGUUUGUUUCAACAAAGACAACGAGACGACAAAUCCGACGUCCGCAACAGAAUUGCCGACCAUUCCGUUGAUGCCUCCGAUUAAACGACGACAAAGGGACUCCGAUCAGAAGGACGCGUCUCCGGCGAAACGAGCGAAGAAGGAAAAGUUGAAAGACAAACGGUCAAAGUCGCCGAAGCUGAAAAAAGAUAAGAAAAAGAAGUCCAAGGCGGCGGAGAUAGCGGCAACGAAGAAACCUGUGGCUGUGAUUGAUUUAGACCAAUCGCCAUUCCGCGAACAAACACCAUCGCCGCGUGACAUUAUUGUUCUGAGCGACGACGAUGACAAGCAAGUGCAGGAAACGCUCGCCGCGUCGCCCGAGCCGUGUCCACCGUCGUCGCAGGCGUCGCCGCCGCAUGAACAAUUCGUCUCGCAAGGCCCGAAGACACCGCCAGAGCCGGCGCAAAUCAAGUUCUCUAUAAACAAACAGCCCAGCAAUCUCAGACCGUCUUUGAUAAACCCGCUAAUGGAAGAAGAGGAAGAGGAGGAAGAGGAGGAGGAGGAGGAGGAAGAAGAAGAGGAAGAAGAAAUGAUGGACGAGCGAGCGGAAGAAGAGCUUGAGAUGCGAGCGCAGGAAGAAUUGGAACUGCGCUUGAAAAUCGGUCCCAACACACCACCGGAACCGCCUCCACCGACCUCGCCGGAUGCAUAUGAUCCUUUCGAUCCGACUAAGUCCCGAUCACCGACGCCGGAUGCGAGUCAAGAAGUUACAUCGAGCGACGAGCGCGAUCGAACUCAGCGAUCGAGUUCACCGAGAAAACACGAUAUUACGACGGAUGAGCCGUUACCAUUGGACGAGCCCAGCAACCAACAGCAAGAUCAGCCUAUUGUACAAGAAAAACCGGCGGAAAAGCCAAAGAUAAUCUCGAUGGUGACUAUUAAAAGACCAUCACCACAGAGAGACGUCACCGCGUCGCCCAUACCAGAGAAUCAGACCGAUGUACCACAGUCGUAUAGCAGUCCGCCUCAGCAGAAUCCGUCGAGCAUACAAUCGGCUGCUCCAUUCACCACUGUCAACCCUGUGCUUGCGACAGUAGCGGCCGCCGUGCAGAGAAGCUUCAACAGCAGCACACCUAACACGACGCAGAAAACAGUAUUGCAGUCUAAUCGCAUUUCGCCGAGUAAUCAGAUGAAACCUCGCACGACUGACAGACCACAGCUUCCUAAUGUAUUCGCAAAUUCUGCCAAAUCAUCUACCACAGCGCGGUCUUCCAAACCCACUCAAACUAAGAACAGUUCGACGAUAGGUCAAAACGGUAGCGAUACUGUCAUAGAGGCAACGAAUGACAACGUAGUCGACAUGUCGUCGCCUUAUUCGCCAGGAUCAACUCUGAGCGACGGUCUAUUCGACCCGCCUAGUCCCACCAACUUCAAUAGCUCACCUGUUGUAAACGCACCAGCGCCUGCAGCUGCCAAAACCACGCCGAAAGUUAACAAGGGCGGGGAAAAGAAAGAUGCGUUUGACGCCCUGUUUAGUGGAAUAGUGCAGCCUAUUAACAAGCCUGUGACCAAGAACAGGAGCAAAAAGGCUCCUAAGGAAAAGACGAAGAAGCCUCUCAAUUCUAAAGUAGGCGUACGUAUGGAUGAAAAUCAGCUCCAGAUCCUAGACGAUCUUCCUAGUUCCGCAGUGGAAAUGCAAGUUAAGGACAAGUUCCUUAAAAAACUAAACCGACAAGAAAGAGUUGUGGAGGAGGUGAAGUUAGUUCUCAAACCUCAUUACACCAAAAAGCAUGUUACAAAAGAGGAAUAUAAAGAUAUCAUGCGCAAAGCUGUACCUAAGAUAUGCCACAACAAAACGGGCGAAAUUAAUCCUAAGAAGAUAGCGUUGUUAAUAGAAGCCUAUGUGAGAAAGUGUAGAAACAACAAAAAGAAAACAACGACGGCAACAACGGCGACUUCCAAGAAAUCUACAAAGCCUCUAUGGAGUUGAUUACGUAUUGGCAAUCAGUGUAGGACAGUAGAAAUUUCUUCGACUUCCGAUGCCUCUUCUUAGAUCGGGCGUGUGAAAUAUUUUCUAUCAUUUCGGUGGUAAGUGAAUCGGUAGCAUAUGUACAUACGCAUGUGAUAGUGUAUGUACGUUAUAUAUGCUGCCGCCAAUGAACAAACAUAUAUUGUGUGUACAUACAUAUUUCGUUGUAAACGUAAUAUUUUUAUUUAUCUAAAUAUAAAAUUGUUCGCAUGUGUUUACGAAAGAGUCGUAAGUGAUAUAUUGAUAUUAUUCGUAAACGCACACGAGGUCUGAUGUCAGCUUAAAACGACGUUCAAUUCAGCGAAUGUUUAAGUAACACAAUAACUAUGUAAACCUUCCCUCUACAAGAAAAUAGAGGCGGAACAAGCAUAUACGGUUUCCUACGUAGGAAGAACGAAAAAAAAAAAAAAAAAGAUGAUUAGUCAAUUUUAUUAAUAUAUUGUUAAUUUUUACCAUAUAAUCGAUAUGCAUUCUUUUUUACGAAUUGUAUGUAAUGGGUGUUUCAUUAUUUUACCCGGAAAAGUGUAAUCUUAACUGAUAUAUAUCUCUCACGUGAGACCUCGUAUAUUAAAAAGAUUUAAAUGAUGUUUAAACAUUCGCGCGCGAUUCAUAAAAAAGCGCUUGACGAUGUACAGCUUCUGUCCGAGAUACAUGACCGUUUAUAUUGCGAUGAUCAAAAAAAAAAAAGAAAUAACUUUUUUGUUAAGUUAAAAAAAAUUAAAAUAUUGUACGAUAAAAAAAAGUCAUACGACGCGUAGACUGCCUUGUAAAGUAGAAAAAAAGCUGAUAACACAAAAGAACCAACCCAAAUCGAAGCACUAUCCCAAGUCGUGAUUUGCGAAGGAGGAAACAAACCGCCAUAUUUUCUCAGCAAUUAUGUUGAUGCAAACAAAACGUACUAUCGUUAUGUAGCUUAUUGUUACAUAAAAGCGACGAUGGCCUACCAGUCUCUUUUUCAUAAAGUUCAAUUCCGCAAAAAAAAAAAAAAAAAAAAAA
Pseudomyrmex gracilis is the source of this 9014-nucleotide messenger RNA. RefSeq lists its product as uncharacterized. The transcript is spliced from 14 exons. The record is from RefSeq and is a predicted model, not a curated record. Bases 135 to 7979 code for a protein of 2614 amino acids. NCBI's taxonomy places the organism in Eukaryota, Metazoa, Arthropoda, Insecta, Hymenoptera, Formicidae.